Messenger RNA from Cynoglossus semilaevis (tongue sole), 504 nucleotides. RefSeq names its product unconventional myosin-VIIa-like. The transcript is spliced from 6 exons. The record is from RefSeq and is a predicted model, not a curated record. The coding region runs from base 184 to 504 and encodes 106 amino acids. Lineage: Eukaryota; Metazoa; Chordata; Actinopteri; Pleuronectiformes; Cynoglossidae.
AAGAAGAGGAGCAGGACCGGAAAUGCACUGACAGAAUGUAAAAAAGGUCAAAGCUCAUGAAGAAAUGGACGCAGCUUGAAAACAACAGAGUAGCUCAACGAUGAAUGCGUCACGUCCCCCGAAUCCCUGCCAUAGGCCUCACUUCUGACAUCUGAUGACCUGGAAUCAACUCACAGCUGAACCAUGGUCAUUCUGCAGCAGGGAGAUUAUGUGUGGCUGGACCUGAAAACUGGUCGAGAGUUUGACGUUCCAGUGGGCGCGGUGGUCAAACGGUGUGACUCCGGACAGACCCAGGUCCUGGAUGAUGAAGGCCAUGAACACUGGAUAUUUCCUCAGAGCGCCACCAACAUCAAACCCAUGCACCCGACCUCCAUUCAUGGCGUGGAGGACAUGAUCCGUCUAGGCGACCUCAACGAGGCCGGAAUUCUCCGCAACCUGUUCAUCCGCUACAAAGAGCAUGUCAUUUACAAUAUACCAGAAAUUCAGGGUAGAAACAAGUUCUAA